AUGACCGACUUCAAUUUCCCACCGUCUCUGAUGCAAUCACGUCACGCUGUGCUAUGGCCCCAUGACCCUCCAGCCGAGGCCAUGGUCUUCAGUACUGACGAUGCUGGGGGCUUCUACUCCAAUCAAGACACGACGAAUAGAACCACGUGGCCUGACACCGGCCCGAGCCGCACCCAAAGUGGAUCUGAAAGCAGCAAUGAUACGUCACAAAGCAACACUCGUAUAACCACCCCCAACCUCUUUGUCAAUGGCCGUCUUGGACAAGACAAUGACCUCGACGACGACGAGCCCUUUCAGACGAACCUCCAUAUCGCGGCUGAGGCUGGUCAUGACAGCCUUGUAGGCCUCCUGCUGGGCUCAGGGUACACCGUCGAUGAACCCGACAGGGUAAAGUAG
This is a messenger RNA of Alternaria arbusti, 396 nucleotides long. RefSeq lists its product as uncharacterized. Bases 1 to 396 code for a protein of 131 amino acids. The record is from RefSeq and is a predicted model, not a curated record. The transcript has 2 exons. NCBI's taxonomy places the organism in Eukaryota, Fungi, Ascomycota, Dothideomycetes, Pleosporales, Pleosporaceae. Gene Ontology annotation, molecular function: protein binding.